This is a messenger RNA of Tachysurus vachellii, 2100 nucleotides long. It is a transcript of the gene fbln5, whose product is annotated as fibulin 5. The record is from RefSeq and is a predicted model, not a curated record. The transcript has 11 exons. Lineage: Eukaryota; Metazoa; Chordata; Actinopteri; Siluriformes; Bagridae. Gene Ontology annotation, molecular function: calcium ion binding. The coding region runs from base 140 to 1507 and encodes 455 amino acids.
UGUGUGUGUGUGUGAGAGAGAGAGAGGUCUCCUCACUCUUUCCCUGCUGGGAGCGCAGUCCUGAGUGGGGGACCAACAGCACCGACACUAACAGACUUAUUUUAGAGGACGUGGCUGGAGCUACGACAAAACGGAGAGAAUGCUGACAGCUUUGGUAUUUUUGUUCUGCUGCUUCCAGUCUGGGAAGAGUCAGAGGUGCACUGAGGGGUUCACAUACGACUUUCGCUCCAGGCGCUGCAUCGACGUGGACGAGUGUCGCACGGUGCCGGGUGCUUGCCGUGGUGACAUGCAGUGUGUAAAUCAGAACGGAGGUUACCUCUGCCUCCCCCAGAGCCUUUAUUCUCAGCCGUACCCCAGACCCGAGUCUUCUUCCUACACUGAGCCACUGUACCCCGACACCUCGGUGGGCUUUCCUGAGCAUUUUCCUGCUCCUGUCAUCCCCGGUGCUGGGUCCGCUCCAGGGCCGAGUUACCCCAUAGUGGGCCGUCCCUCUGCCCCCUGCAUCCUGGGCUACACGCUCGGAGAGGAUGGCAGCUGUGUUGACAUUGAUGAGUGUGAGGCACAGACACAUCAAUGUAAUCCCACACAGGUGUGUAUAAACACAGCAGGGGGUUACUCCUGCUCCUGCACCGAGGGCUACUGGCUGGUGGCUGGUCAGUGCCAGGAUAUUGAUGAAUGUCGCUAUGGUUACUGCCAGCAGCUCUGUGCGAAUCUGCCAGGAUCUUAUUCCUGCUCUUGCAACCCAGGAUUCAACCUGAAUACUGACAGCAGAACCUGUGAAGAUAUAGACGAGUGUGCGACAAACCCCUGCAGUCACGGAUGCCUGAACUCGUACGGCUCCUUCAUGUGUAACUGCGACGAAGGCUUCGAGCUCGCCUCCGACGGAACUACCUGCAUCGAUGUGGAUGAAUGCAGCUUCUCAGACUUCCUGUGUCAGCACACGUGUUUAAACACUCCAGGCUCAUUCGCGUGCAUGUGUCCGCCUGGCUAUUACGUCUUUGAGGACGGCCGGAGCUGUGAAGACCUCAAUGAAUGUGAGUCUGGUAACAACACGUGUACAACAGCACAAGUGUGUUUCAAUUUCCAGGGAGGGUACACAUGCCUGAACCCCCUCGUAUGUGAACCGCCAUACAUAGAGCUCAGUGACAAUCAGUGUAUGUGUUCGGCAGAGAACCCCGCCUGUCGAGACAGACCCUUCACUGUUCUGUACCGCCACAUGGACCUGUCCUCUGGACGCAGUGUCCCUGCUGAUAUCUUCCAGAUGCAGGCCACUACACGUUACCCCGGGGCUUUCUACAUCUUCCAGAUCAAGUCUGGCAAUGACGGUCGUGAGUUUUACAUGCGGCAAACCAGCAACGUCAGCGCCACGCUGGUCCUCUCUCGGCCAAUUAAAGGACCCAGGACGGUCAUCCUGGACCUGGAAAUGGUCACAGUCAACAACGUCAUCAACUUCCGAGGCAGUUCCAUCAUCCGCCUUACAAUAUUUGUCUCCGAAUAUCCCUUCUGAGACUCUACACAUGACCUCUGACCUUUCACCAUCCCAUCAUGGACUUCCUGUGACCACAUUACCUAUCAGGCAGCUGUAUUUGUUCAUGUCAGCUAAUGUUUUGCAAUAUUUGACUGUUUUACGAUUACGACCAUAAUUUUAGAUCAUUUUUUUAUUUCUGUAAUAGGACUGACACGUCACACCAAAGAGGUGUUUUAUAAAUUCUGCAUCUUGGUAAAGGAAGUCGAUAAAGACGUCUCCCUUCGUAUUGUCCACUUUUACUCUCAUGCAACCAGUCAGAAGGAUAUUUAUGGCUUUUUCCUUGUUCAUGUGAUUCUUUGUGCCUUUCUUUCUCUCUGGGGAUCAUUUCACACAGUUUCCUCAUUCUUACACAGGUUUUUUUUGGGUUUCUUAUUUCUUCUCUGCCACAGCAGCCGGCUGUAAACCCUUAACAAACUGUGAAUUUACAUAAAACCUCCAUAAAGUCUGUGUUUAUUUCAGCUGUCUGUCAUGUCAUGUGUCUCCUAGAUUAUCUGUUGUCUUUCACUUUUUUAUUUGUCGGUGUAAAGAGAGAACCUGGUCAGUUAAAUAAAGAUGAAAAUGAUGAUCUGAAA